Cavia porcellus (domestic guinea pig) is the source of this 4721-nucleotide messenger RNA. RefSeq names its product secretogranin III (gene Scg3). NCBI's taxonomy places the organism in Eukaryota, Metazoa, Chordata, Mammalia, Rodentia, Caviidae. Gene Ontology annotation, cellular component: secretory granule membrane. The record is from RefSeq and is a predicted model, not a curated record. Gene Ontology annotation, biological process: protein localization to secretory granule. Bases 99 to 1652 code for a protein of 517 amino acids. The transcript is spliced from 11 exons.
CGGCCCCUCCGCUGCCGCCGCCCUCGCCCGCCGCCCGCCGCCCGCCGCCCGCCGCCCGCCGCCCACCGCCCACCGCCCGCUUGCGCGGCCUGUGUGCCAUGGGUCUCCUGUGCGCCGGCGCCUGGCUGCUGGUGCUGGCGCUGCCCGGCGGCCCGAUCCACGCCUUCCCCAAGCCUGGGGGCAGCGAAGACAGAUCUCUACAUAAUAGAGAAUUAAGUGCAGAAAGACCUUUGAAUGAACAGAUUGCUGAAGCAGAAGCAGACAAGAUUAAAAAUGUAUACCCUCCAGAAAACAAGCCAGGUGAAAGCAAUUAUUCUUUUGUUGAUAACUUGAACCUGCUAAAAGCAAUAACAGAAAAGGAAAAAACUGAGAAAGAAAAGCAAUCCAUAAGAAGCUCCCCAUUUGACAAUAAAUUGAAUGUGGAAGAUGCUGAUUCAACUAAGAAUCGAAAACUGAUCGAAGAUUAUGAUUCUACUAAGAGUGGAUUGGAUCAUAAAUUUCAAGGUGACCCGGAUGGCCUUCAUCAGUUGGACGGGACUCCUUUAACUGCUGACGACAUCGUCCAUAAAAUCGCUACCAGGAUUUAUGAGGAAAAUGACAGAGGAGUAUUCGACAAGAUCGUUUCUAAACUGUUGAAUCUCGGCCUGAUCACAGAAAGCCAGGCACACACGCUAGAAGAUGAAGUUGCAGAAGCUUUACAAAAGUUAAUUUCAAAGGAAGCCAACAGUUAUGAGGAGGAGCUCAAUAAAUCCAUAAGCAGGACUGAGAAUCAGGCUGGCAAAAUCUCGGAGAAAGUGACCCUAAAGGCAGCAACUCAGAAUAGUCUGACACAUGGGGAAAGUGAUGAAACGGUGUCCAAUGCGCUGACGUUGGUGAAUGGCCUGGAGAGGAGAACCCAGACCUUCGGAGAAGACGACUUCGAGGAGCUCCAGUACUUUCCGAAUUUCUAUGCGCUGCUGAAAAGCAUCGAUUCAGAAAAGGAGGCAAAGGAGAAGGAAACACUGAUCACCAUCAUGAAAACGCUGAUUGACUUUGUGAAGAUGAUGGUCAAGUAUGGCACCAUCUCUCCAGAGGAGGGGGUCGCCUACCUUGAAAACUUGGAUGAAACAAUUGCUCUUCAGACAAAGAACAAGCUAGAAAAAAUUGCUACUGACAAUAAAAGCAAGCUUUUCCCAGUGCCCUCGGAGAAGAGUCCUGAGGAGACCGACAGCACCAAGGAGGAGGCCGCCAAGAUGGAGCAGCAGCAUGGCACUCUGAAGGAUUCCACCAAGGACAGCAGCAGCAGGCCAGUGGGGAAGACAGACGCCCCAAAAGGCUUCUCGAGGAUCCCAGAGGAAGACAUCCCACAUGGAGCAUCCGUGAGCUGCUGCUUUAGAUUCACUCCUUCACUAACCAACCAGGAACACAGGGCCCCGAAGAUGAGGCGACCUGCUGGAGUCGCCCCAGCGGGAACAAGCAGAGCCAGGCCCUGGACCUGCACCCCUGACCUCCCAUCCAGUGCCAUCUCAGGCUCCCGCUGCAUCCCACAUGCGUGCACAAUGCCACACUCUGGGGCAGCUCCUGCGCCAAAGGGCCCUGUGGCCCGGGUGACAUCAAUCCCAGCCACCUUGCUUCACGCGGUUCCAAACUGUGAUCGUCUGGAAUACUUUUGACAUAAUUUUAAGUGUAUCAAACUUCAUUUUGUAACCACGCCCCCAGAAGAUCUGAUGUCUUCCAUGCGGGCUGUGGGUGCUGGGUUAACCUGAUUGAUUUCUGUGCUUCAUUUUUCAGGCAGGGUGGCACGGUCAGGACAAAGCCAUGCAUAGAGAGGGACAUUUGUUUUUUCUUGCAGUUUUUUUUUUUUUUGAAGAAAAAAUACUGUAUGUUGUUUUCUUAGAAGUAGCUGUUCAGGUUACAAGAUUUAGGCACAAAAAUAUGAAACAACAAAAGCACAAACUUCUUUUGGAUAAACUAAUGGGGAUUAGCAGUAUAGCUAUCUAUUUUGUAUAGACAUACAUAUGUAUGUAUACCUGUUCAUAUAUGUAUGUGUAUAUAUACACACCUAUAUGCAUAUAACCUCUUUCAGAAAGGGACAUUUCUGCUUUGGUGCCGAAGGCCAGCAGAGCUGGCAGAGUGGGGCUGCAUCUGGCCCAUGGCCCCUUUCCCUCUGCUUCAGCACAUGUUUCCAGGCUCGUGCUGUAUUACCUCAGCCAUGAGCUAUUUUUUUCCAAAGGAAGCUGAAAUAGAUUAGAAAAAAAAUAGCCCAGCUUUUCGGUGUGGCCUCUCCUAGGCUUUGCGUAUGCACUGUAUAAAUAAACCAUUUGCUUUGCAGCUCGGAGAAGGGGGAGUGUAAAUAGGAACCAGCUGCUUUCUCCAAGCACAGCAGAGCACCUGAUCUCAUCCCUGCUGGCAUCACAACUCCCGCUAAUCUGCAGUGUCCUGUGUGGGUGGCCGUGGGUGGCUUCCAAGCUUUGCCACACAGCAAAGUCCUCUCAGAAUUGCUAAAAAUAAGCAAAAAAGAACCAGAAGCCCAGUCUCCACCCCAGCCUUCCUGAUCUAACCUGAAUGUUGGGCCUCUGUCAUGCAGGUUUGCUGUGCAGCUCAGUUGGGGACCCCACUUUGCUGGCCAGGUUGGUGACCAACAGCCACUAAACUCCCUGGAUUCUAAAGGGGGGUUGGAAGGCUGCACCCAUUGGAUGCCGCAUGGUUUCUGGUAUCCUUCUGGCACCUUGCCUGAGUCUCCAUGAGCAGAACUGUGGCGAUCAGAGGACACGCACCCUGGCGCUUUCAGGUGUCUCUGACGAAUGAGGUGUGAUGGAGAAAUAUGGUGAAUGGCACUUGAACCUGAGGCCUUGGGGAGGAGCCAGUGUUCCCACAAUGCCAGAGCUGCUGAAUAAGGCAGUGGGGACACGGUGUCACUCUUCUUUCUGACUGGCCCUCCUGAAGAUGCUCAUAAAAGGAGAGUUAUUCGGUAAAUAUCUGUCUAGGCUCCCUGUGAGCAGCUUCGUUUUAGGCCUGAGGGUGCCCUGGCUAUUCUGGGGAGGAAGGCAGCAAACAAACAGCAAACAGCAAAUCCAGAUGAAUGGCGAUGCCAGUCUCCGAGUGGGCUGUGCUGCGUCCCAGGUCAGCCAGGGACAGUACCCUUCCCUGUCUGCUGUCUUUAAGAACAGACCAGGGGGCCGGAACUGUCUCCACUGAGGCAAUCCACGCCCCUGGGGUGGAAGACUGGGGUCACUCUUGUUGUCCAGUUGAUCUUUUAUCGAGGAAGCUUCUAUCGGCUCUGGAGGACACAGACCUGGCAGUGAGGCCAGGGCAGUAAGAGCCCUGGAAGAAAAACGCGCAGAAGUUGGGCAAGUGUGGCAGUGGGACCUGAGCACCAGUGACCCGCAGGGCAGCGUCUUCACUCCCAGGCUGGACUCAGAGGGAUCCAAAGGUGAGCCUGGCUCUGCCAGCGCCAUCCUCGCUCUGCGCCUCCAUUUUGCCUUCUGUAAGGUGGGGGUGGUGAUGGCACUGCCGGGGGGUUGCUGUGAAGAAUAAACGAGAGAAUGCACUUCGAGCUAAAGGCACUGUCCCUGUGCAGCAUGAGCAGGUGGCACAGGAGGCUGGAGGGGGAAAGGCGCCCCCAUGAGGCCUGGAGACUGCAGGGCCCAAGGAACCCUAGAGUGGGGAGCUUGAGGGGCCAGGUCUCAGAGGGCCUUUUCAGUGCUCCUGUUGGAACAGAGAGAGACUACCUGGUCUAUUUUUACUUUUAGUUUUAUUUUUAUCUUGGUUUUUUGAGUCAGGGUCUCACUACGUAGCUCAGGCUGGCCAUAAACUCACAGCCAUCUUCUCCUGCCUCAGCCUCCGGAAUGCUGGGAUUCCAAGCAUGCUCAGUCAUACCUGGCUUCCCCGUUUGUUUUUCACUUCUGUAAGUCAGAGUUUUGCUGGGCAGCCUGGGUUGGCCUUGGAUUCCACACCUAAGUCUCUUGACCCAUGAACUUUGCACAGCUGGUUGAGAGGACAGCAGACAUCUCAGCAGAGGACGAGACAAGCACUGAGCCCGUCUGCAGACUGCGAUUCUUUCUGGGUGUCAGAGGCUUAGAUGGGCCCCGACUCCAGCCCCGGCUUCUCUUUCUACACUGCAGACUCCUCGCCUAGAAGCCAGUGAGAUCCAGUCACGGCUACCGCCACAUGGAGGUGUCCCGAGCCUCAGAGAGCAGGUUCUGCCUGGCAGCCGGAUCAGAACCAACUCAGAGCACACCCUCUGGGCCUGGUGCCGCCUCCUCCAAGGAUGUCACACUCCCCACCAGGACCAGGCAGAGACCUGGGGAGACACCAAGCUGUGCAUCAGCACUGGGCAGAGAUGUGGCAUAUUGGACCCCACUCCAUCCUUGAUUUGAGGCUGCUCCUUGGUUUGGAAGAACUGUCCCCUAAUCCAAAGUGACCCAGUGCCACAAAGCCAAGCAAACCAAAACCCACACCACAUUCAAUGGUGUGUGGGCAGGAUGCUCCCUGGCACCAGCCUUGCUCACGCUGGCACCCACAGCACGCACGUGUAUGCACACACACUCCCCAGCCACACUCCAUGCCAUGACGUCCAUGCAGCCCACGCUUGCAGUUCUGAGUCAGUGGGGCUCAGAAAUGAUGCUGGGGUACCUUGAGAGCACGCGUUUGAUGUGAUUCUCUUCUUUUCCAGGGAAGACGGAAGCCUACUUGGAAGCCAUUAGGAAAAAUAUUGAAUGGCUGAAGAAACAUGACAAAAA